This is a messenger RNA of Camarhynchus parvulus, 1254 nucleotides long. It is a transcript of the gene ZMYND12, whose product is annotated as zinc finger MYND-type containing 12. Gene Ontology annotation, molecular function: protein binding. NCBI's taxonomy places the organism in Eukaryota, Metazoa, Chordata, Aves, Passeriformes, Thraupidae. The transcript has 8 exons. Bases 39 to 1136 code for a protein of 365 amino acids. The record is from RefSeq and is a predicted model, not a curated record.
CCGGCAACCAGGGACGCGCUGAGGGUUCAGGGCCCGGCAUGGCGGGGCAGCCGCGCUGCGAACUGUGCGGGGCCCGAGCGGCGCCGCUGCGCUGCCCCGGCUGCCGCCUCACCUACUACUGCGAUGUCUCCCACCAGAAAACCGACUGGGUCAGCAUCCACAGCCAAAUCUGCCACCUGCUCAGCCCAGUCCUCAGGCCCCAGCGCUGUUUCCAUUCUGAAAAGGACAGAAAAGAUGGCAAAGAGCAGCUGCUGAGGAAGCAGGAGUCCCUGAUUGCGGUGGCGCUGUGCAGGGCGCAGGGGUUUCUGUGGGCAGGGCAGCCCCUGGAAGCCAUUCCUGCGGCCCUGCAGGCCCUGCGCUCCAGCUCCCGCCUGCUGGGCCCGGCCUCCCUGCGGCUCCUGCCCAUCUAUCUGCUCCUGGCCGAGGCCUCCACGGGUGCUGGCCGUCCCCGACAGGCAGCCAAAUACCUCUCCCAAGCCCAGUGGAUCGUCCUCCAAAGCCCCGACUGCAGUGCUGCUCUCCAGUCUAAGUUACACCGUGGGCUGGGGCUUUUCUCCAUCGCUGAAGGAAACCUGGAGCAGGCUUUGUAUCACCUGGCCAAUGAUGUUUACCUGGCAACUGCUGAGUUUGGACUAAAUUCUGUUGAGGUCUCUGGAGGGUAUUUCCACAUGGCCAAUAUUUUCUUCCACCAGAAUAAAAUGGAUGCAGCAAACUCACUCUACACUGAGGUGAGCAGCCUGUGGCACGCCUGGCUGCUGAGCUCCCUGCACGGGCACCAGCGAGCGCUCCAGGCGCGGGCAGAGGCGUCGCCGUUCUCCGAGGAGGAGGAAGGCAGCGAGGAUGGCACGAGCCCAUCUCUGUCUCCUGCAGCCGAGGCGCAGCGCGAGAGGGGAGCGCGGAUGCUGGGCGCCGUGCUGGAGCUGCGGGAGCAGGGACCCCUGCAGCACCCAGGGGAAACAGCCCAAAUCCUGCACUCCCUGGCCAUCAUCCACUACCUGGGCCAGGAUUUAGCCAAGGCCCAGGAGCUGGGGAUGAAAGCCUUCGACCUGGCCAAGCAGCUGCCCCAGCAAGACUCUCUGGAAACCAUUGGUCACCUGCUGGAGCUGAUUAAUGCCCAGUUUUCCCACACCACAUGAAAACUGGCUCUGCCAGACCCAGUUUGUUUGGCCAGGUUCUCUCUUAUCCCGGUUCCUGGACACCACCAGCGUCACAAGCUGUUGGUCCUUCCUGUUGCUGCCUCUUUCCAGCUGCAUC